This is a messenger RNA of Adineta ricciae, 621 nucleotides long. Lineage: Eukaryota; Metazoa; Rotifera; Eurotatoria; Adinetida; Adinetidae. The record is from the annotation of a GenBank genome assembly.
AUGGCUUCUAAUCCAUCUGGUGCAAAAUUGUCUCGAGAAAUGUUGGAAAAUCAAAUAAGAGCCUUGAGGGUGGAUAAUGCAAUACUUCGGCGACAAGUUCUCGAAGCAAAGUCACAUGCGGACGCACAAGAAAGGCAUUUAAUCCAUUUACGGCAUCGAAGCCAACAGCGUCGAAAAAAUAAAGAACAACUUGUGUCUGCGCGUGAUUGGGUGAAAAUUGCUCAAUAUGUCACAGGUGUUCUCACACUUAUCCUUGGAGUUUAUGCAGGUGUACCUGAUUUCAUUAACUCGUCCACGUUUGAUAAUUUUCCAAAAAUGUUUCGAUAUUAUUUUGUUUGGAAAGUUAACGAGAAGUUAUGUGGUCUCAUUGUUGGCUGUGUGGGAUUUUUAAUAUCCAUACCUGCUCAAAGGACUUUUCCAGCUCCAAUACGUGUGUUCCGUUUCCUGCAAACUUCGAGCUGGAAACGGUCAGGAACUGAUCGGAUAUUUCCUGUGCAAUUCCGGCUGGAAUCGGCGAAAAUUGUGCCGGAAUCGAGAAGAGCUGUACCGGAACCUACUAAGAUUCCAACGGAUCCAGUCGCCGGAAUGAUCGACCUGGGUACGAGUCAUGUAUAUAUGUAA